AUGUCUCGAAACGUGCGGCGCAAAUACCCCUCUACUCCCACUAAGGGAAAACCCGUCAAGCGCCGUGACUCUGAUUCUUCUUCCUCUCUCGACCUCUCCGACCUCUCCGAUGGCUAUUCAGGCGUCGACGAGGUCAGCGAUUCUGAAGAUGACGACGAGGAAGGGGUCGUGGCGGCCGAGGAAGAGCACAUAAUCACCCGCGUGUCGCGCAAGGACCGCAAUCCCGGCUCUUCCCGGCCAGUCCAAGAUGAAGACUCCGACGCCGAUGAAGAAGAUGACGAUGACGACGAUGACGACAACGACGACGACCUCGAGCCCGACGACGAAGAUGGCGAUCAGAGUGCCAGCUGGGACGGCAUCCCGUCGGAAGCCGAGGGGAGCACAGCGUCUGAGCUCGGAGGCGAUGAUGCUUUCAUGUUGGCAGAGGACCUACCGGCUGCCAGGCGGCAAGUCCGCUUUACCGGCGUGCCUGACAGCGAUUCUGACUCGACCACGUCCGAGAUGUCGGACGACAUGACCGAGUACUUCCCCGACAUCUUUGUGGAACAGACAUCAUUGGACCCUGCAUUCCGCCGAGAGAUCGAACAGGAUCUGGAUGAUGUUUCAUCGAACAGCUCAUUCUGGGACUUUCAUGAUACCUACGACCGAAAUGCCGAGCAAUCUGACCCUAUUGACUUCUUCCAAGGGUUUGAGGACGAGACCCCGCUUGCAACCCCCCACGGCUCGCAUCCUCCAACAGAGGCCUCUACUCCCGUCCCGUCGACAGAAGAAGCACAAGACCUGGACGGCUACGAGACCGAUGGCGACACUACCGAGGAGGAUAUCCCGGAGCCACUCCCUCGUAGAAGACAGAUCCGUCGCUGCGAGACUGUCGAGGCCUCUUCCGACUCUGAGACCGAUACUACCGUCAAGGGUCGGAGCCGAGGCCGCCCUCGCACCGGACGGUUCGAUUUGGACAGUUCCGUGCAGAAACCCAUUGCUGUUGUGAACCCCAUCACGCGGAAGAUGAUCAUCUUCACCCCCAAGAAGGAUGGCGAAAAUCGCUUUGACUUGUCCCCCGAGUCAUUGCGCACCUUCUUCAGUGUCCCUUCCGCAGACACGGCCCAGUCGUCCCCCAUACUUAGCCAUUCUGGCUCGUUGAUGAUGGGUGCCAUGUUUUCCUCCAACACCUUUGGCGACUUUAUGCAUUCCCAACCGUUUGGCCCCGUCGAGGCUUUCUUCCCUACAAUGAGCUCCGAUGCAUUCGUGGGAGAUGAUAGUGACUUCUCUGGAAUCUAUGAUGAAGAGGAUGCCGAAGACGAGGAGGAGAAGAGGCUCAAGCUGGAAGACUUCAUCACUUUCCAAGAGCACUCGGAUGACGAGGAAGCUGCCACCCCGGACGACUUGGGCAUUGACUGGGAGGAGGGGACGAACCCCGAUCUUCCUUCCACGCCUGGGACGCGUCGGCCGUCGACUGCGAUGAGCGCCAACAGCGACAACAUCCUGGAGGUGCACCCUCUCCUCGCCCAUUUUGACAACAACUCGGAUGCCGUGGGUGCCUUCAGGCGGAAUCAGGUCAACCAGCAGCUCAUCCUCAGCGACCGGGCCACGAGCGAGUCGUUGGCAUUCUCUGGCCCGUACUCACUGGGCACUCUGCGCGGCAUCAAGCACGGCAGCCUCGAGACGGUCACCACGCCCAUCACCCCUGCGAGGCGGCAGAAGCGCACCAGCAUGAACGGCUUCAACGACUUCAACCGCAGCCCGCUGGCCAACGUGUCGCAGAAGAGGAAGGCGUCUGGCAUGCACGAUGGUAACCACAAGAAGCAACGGAGUAUUUCUGAUGUCAGAGACAUCGCAUUGUAG
Molecule: messenger RNA, 1842 nt
Organism: Thyridium curvatum
Lineage: Eukaryota; Fungi; Ascomycota; Sordariomycetes; Thyridiales; Thyridiaceae
Exons: 2
Coding region: 1-1842 (613 amino acids)
Source: RefSeq, a predicted model, not a curated record